This is a messenger RNA of Prorocentrum cordatum, 3601 nucleotides long. The record is from the annotation of a GenBank genome assembly. Lineage: Eukaryota; Dinophyceae; Prorocentrales; Prorocentraceae.
GUGGCAGGAGAAGGCUGGGGCUGCUGCCGAGUCCUUCCGCCGCCCGCUGGACGCGGGCCCGAUCCUCGAGGAGCUGAUGCGAGAGUUCCCAGGGUCGCUUGGGGUCUACGUGGACAAGUUUAUGCACAGCGGGCAUCGGCCAACUAGACGGGGGCGGCUGCAGCGUGAUCUGCUACCGCUACCCUGUCCCGAUCUUGAAGCUGCGGACUUCACCGUGGAGGAGAAGAUUGACCCAGGCGACCUGGCCUCGCUGCAGUCUCGCUUGAGGGUGAUCGUGAUGGCUAUGAACUGGGAGGCUGGCUACCGCCACCUGAGUUGGGCCGACGUCUGCGGGCCGGAGCCGAAUGCGGCCCAGCGCUCGGCCCUCCUCGGGAUUGCGCGGCGCGUCUACUCGAGCGUCGCGCCCGAGCCCGCCCUGGCCGGGGCCCUCGACUGGUCCGAGAAACUGAAGGACCGGGCCAUCGCGCACGACGGGUCGGAGGUCUCUACGCCGAGCAAGAUCACGCUCGAGCAGAUCGAGGGCGGCCUGCCGCCUGUGUGGGUAGCCGCCCCCAUCGAGGCCGCGGAUCUCGCCGCGGGCUUCGUGCGGGCGGCGCUGCUGGACCCCCCCCUGGUCCUCCUACCGCCGGCUCAGAGGCGCCCCGCGCCGACCUCGACGCGCGCCUGGGCGACGGCGCAGGAGUGGGAGCAGGUGGUGAGUGUCCUGUUUGCUCGCGGGAUGGUCGGCCCGAUCGACGAGGGCGAGAUCGCGACCAGAAACGGGGUCCCCUUGAUCAACGGGGCCUUCGGCGUGGCGAAGGUGCACGACGCGCCAGUCCGCUGCGGCGAUGGCGAGGAGCGGCCCGUCCUUCGGCUCAUCGUCAACCUGAUCCCCGCGAACGCGUGCCAGCGCACCAUCGCGGGGGACACCCCCGUCAUGCCGACGAUGGGGCAGCUGAACGGCGGGCUGGCGUUCUUCUACGUAUUCAGGGCGCCCCCCGCCUGGUGGCCCUACAUGGCGCCGGGGCCGCCGGUGCCGCGGCGGCUGGUGGGCGGCAGCGGUGACGGGCUGACCAGCAUCGCACUGGGGGUCAUCGGCAUGGGCUGGAUCAGCGCGGUCGGGGUUACGACGCACCUCCGCCGCAACAUGCUGAGGCGGUCGGCCCUGGUCCCCCGCGGGCUGCCGCCUGCGGCCGAGGUGGUGCGCGCCCGCCGCCUGCCCGCGGAGGCCCAGGCAAGAGGCGUCGCGAUGUGGUUCAUCUACAUCGACAACCUCGAGAUCGCGGAGAUCGUGUCGAGUGAGGAGGCCGUCAAGCUGAAGGGGACCAUCCCCGAGAUGCUGAGCCGGGCGUCGGCCUGCUACGAGGAGGCUAAGUCUCCCGGAUCGCCGGGCAAGGAUGUCCACCGUGCCCAGCAGGUGUCCACGUUGGGAGACCUCGUGGAUGGCGAGGCUGGCGUGCGGCGGCCGCCGCUGGGCUACGUCACGGAGCUCACGAGCCUGACGCUGUGGUUCCUGGCGAAGAGGCCGCCCGCCGCCGCCUUCGUGAACGCUUGGAAGUGGCUGGCGUCGGGCCGUUCGGUCGGGCCCAUCACCCUGGGCGUCGCCGAGGACCUGCUGAUCGCGGCCGCGCUCGCGCCGCUUAGCGUGGCGGACAUGCGGCUGACCGUCGACCACCUCGCGACGGCGUCCGACGCCUCGGAGGCCGCGGGGGCGAUCCUCUACUCCCAAGGGCUGUCGGACAUGGGCCGCGCCCUUGGGGCCAGGGGCCCGCGGGCCCUCAACCCGGCCUGCGAGGAGGGCGUCGCGCUGAUCUCCGUCUUCUCGGGGGUCGACGGGGCGCGCCGGGCCUUCGAGAUCCUGGGCCUGGUCCCUGCGGCGCACCUGUCGUUCGAGGUUGACGCCGAUGCUGUGCGUGUGGCUCGGCGGGCGUACCCCAGCACCGUGCGCCUGGGGGGCGUCACGGCUGCAGAUCCCGCGCAUCUGGCACGCCUCCAGCGGGGCCACGGCCGCGUCGCGAAGGUGAUCGUGAUCGGGGGGUUCCCUUGCCAGGGCGUCGCGGUGUUGAACGUGGCCCGCGAGGGGAGCGCUGACCCGAGGUCACAGCUGGUGGGCCACAUGCGGAGGCUCAUCGAGGGGCUGAGGCGCGAGCGGCCCGAGGCCACGGUGGACUUCCUCGGGGAGAACGCGGCGCCCAUGGCGGAGGACGAGGUCCUGGCCUUGAACGAGAUGUUCGGCCGAGUGCCGGUGUCCCUCGACGCAGCGGACCUGGGCUGGGUCCGCCGCCCGCGGCUGUACUGGCUGUCGUGGGACCUGCUGCCCUCCUUCGAGAUGUCGGCCGAGAUGAAGGCGGCGGCGGAUGGCGCCCGGCCGCGGGUCUGCCGAGUGCAGCUGGUGACGGAGCUGCCGCCCGUGUCGGAGUGGCUGCCGCGCGGGGCCUCCUGGCCCGGGGCCGCCGAAGGCGGCCGCCUGCCGACCUUCGCGCGCUGGGCGCCGCGGAGCUCGCCUCGGCCGCGGCCCGCGGGGCUCCGCCAGUGCACGCCGAAGGAGGUGGCGCGCUGGACGGCAGCGGGCUACGCAGCCCCGCCCUACCAGUUUCGGGACUGCUUCUGCCUGCAUUGGGCGGAUGGGCGGAAGGAGCCGCCGCGGGCAGUGGAGCGCGAGGUGCUGAUGGGCUUCAGGCGGGGCCACGCCGUGCCCUGUAUGAGCAGCUCCGCCGCCAAGAGCGACCCCGAGCGCUUCGAGGCCUUGCGGCGGUCGCUCGUGGGGAACUCGUUCCAGUGCGAGGUCGUGGCCUGGUUGCUGAGCCAUUGGGCGGUGCACCACUCGCUGCUGGUGGCAGUGCCGUCCCUGCGGAGCCUCCACGAGAGCUCGAGGAGCUGGUCGAUGGGCCGCGAGCUCUGGGCCGGCGACGUGGAGACGCUGCGGUGUGGGCGCGAGGCCGUGUGCGAGGAGAACCUGCACCUGCUGGAGGAGGCUGGCCGCGUGCCCGCAGCAGGCGCUGGGCAGGAGACGCGCGCCGUCUACGUCGGCCGCGGCUCGCGCCGCUGGGGGCUCGGCCCCUCCAAGUGGGGGAACCCGUGCCCCGUGGUGCCGGGGCGGCCGGCCGGCGACGCCGUGGCGCUGUUCGCGGGCUGGCUGCGCUCCCAGCCCAAGCUCCUGGACCAGCUGGGAGAGCUGGAGGGGGCUCGGCUGCUCUGCCACUGCCCCUCAGGCCAGGCCUGCCACGCGGACGUCCUGCUGGCGGAGCUGGAGCAGCGGGGCAAGGGGUGCUCCCGGCCCUUCCUGGAGCACCAGAGGGUGGUGGCCUCGCUGGUGAUGACGUGUCACCACUCGGGCGCCGACCUUCGAGUGGAUACCGAUGCAGAGACGUGGCAAGAUGUUCCCACGGCAAGAGAUCGAUGCUGGCAUUUGGAAGUGGAAGGUCGCACGCCAGCUCGUUUGGCAAGACCACACCAAGCCAAGCACAUCAAUGUGUUAGAGUGCGAGGCUGCGCUGAUGGCCCUGCGUUGGCGGGCCCGGUCAGUCUCACGACAGAUGCGCGUCCUCCUUCACCUGCUCGACAGCAUGGCGAAUAUCGGUGCUCUUGCCAAGCACCGGUCUUCGAGCCAGCAGCUCAACAAG